CGCUCGUCGCGCCGAGGGGCGCUGAUUAGCCUUAUCGGGACACGUGCGAUGGAGGAUCAUCUGUGACAGCUUGUGACGGUAGCGUCACUCCUUUCGCAGCGACGCAGCUGCUGCUGCGCGCAUGCGCAUCCUCGUCCUAUUGCAUUGAACGCAUGCCCCAGUCAAGAGACCGCAUCUCCCGGAUAUCAACCUCUCGCACGGCGUCAAUCCAAAACUUUGGCGUAUACCAAGCCCCGACUCUGACUCUUCCCACCAGCUGAGGGUGGAGCGUGAUACAAUCAGCUGUCCGUCUCGCAGGCGUGUCUCAUCCCAGCGUGGGCAGUUUCCUCCUUCCGGCUCCCCGGCGUCCACAAACGCCAUGUUUCCCCGCACGCGCUGUGUGCUCUCGCGCACCUGCACCGGCCUUCUCGCCCACACGACCAGCUGGGGAUACCCCGGAUCCGGCACAGCUUGUGCGCCGAGCCGGCUCGCCAUCUUGCAUCGCAUCGUUCCGGGCCUGUGCGCUACGCCCACAAAGAACGUGUUCGCGCACAGGCAUCCCUGAUCGAUGGGGAUCAGCUGACGGGCAGUGCCAUGCUAUUGUGUGGUUAUUUUGGUGCGGUGGGACAAAAAUGGCUGGUCCACCGUGCGUGCCAGAUCAAGCGCUUGUCUCGAACGAAACUCGCGCGUCAACGCCGAUCCAAGCACGCUGCUCGGCGUCCUCGGCUGUCGUGAUAAGCAGAUCGAAGGGUUUAGGCUUUCGCAGCUCUCGAGACAAACGGGACAUUGAUCGCCCCGGUCAUUGCCGGCUCGAAAACCGUCCAGGCAACGGCUGUUCCCCGGAAGCCAGGGUCUGCAGAUCCUCAUCGCGACUGGUUGCAUUCUUCAAGCGCAGCCCGCGAGACCUUCCCAAUCGCAGCCCACCGCCGUCUCCCUGCAUCCAGGCAGGGCGCGUGACCCGCCACCAAGCUUCCUUGGCGCCUAGUGCUGCGGCGAUAUCACCCUGCCUGUGCGUGCACUUGCCAGGGCUGAUUUGGUCGGUCCUCCUUCGAUAAGCUCCGCUGACUCGGAGCUCACGCCACUGAUGGCGAGCCACCGCCCAGCGCGUUCGUUCCUUCAAAGCUCCCAGUGGCUCGGCGAAACCUGUCAUUGCACCUCUGCACGGCGUCUGUUGCUGCUCGUGCGGGGUUCUCGUGAUCUCGAGGCCUGGGAACGUCAGUGCGUGUCCGGGUGUACUGCGGUGUUGAUCCGUGCGGACGCGUUGUUGCCGGCAAUUUCUCGUCUGAAUCACUUGCGGGAUGCGAGAUCGCGGGUGUGAAUCGUGCGCAGAGAUGCGUGUAUGCUCGCUCGCUGCUUUUCCAGUCUAAAUAUGUACAGUGCUAUUUCCAUCCUCUGCGCAGCGUGAUCGCCCCUCGAUUUGGGUUGGUCUCACGCUGAUGGGACGUUCCGCGACCCGGGCAUCUGUGUUGCCUCUGGAUCCAGAAGCCCAAAAGCUACCUCGCUCGCUCCCCGGUUCAACUGCAUUGCAAACCAGCAAAGCGCAGAUCCUGACGUCGUCACCUACCCAGUCGCAAGCCAUGACGUCAAUCCGGUGCAACUGGUUUGAUACCGCUUGUACCGGGCCGGACUCCGCUCUUGGCACUUGUCCGGAACUAAACACGGGCACGUGCCACGAGGUCGAAUUACUCAUCACUCUUGAAAAUGCAUUGUGACAUGCUCCGCCCUUGGCGCUUAUCCGGAACUAAACACGGCACGUGCCAGAAACCAAGUUUCUCUUGACCUGCAAGCGCCAUGCAGUUCGUAGUUGAUUUGUCGUCAAAUUUAUAAUUACUCAUCAUUCGCGGAAACGCACCGCGCUUUCGGAUUCGAGGGCAGGCAGUGAGUUCGGACAUUUCGCAGCCCUGUAUCCUGAUCUAUGUGAAGAUGUGAAUGAAUCAAUUAAUUGCCCUAGCCCAAUUCUAACAGUAUUCCCGCUAAUUUAUCGUCAUGCUCUCUUCUUGCCCCCAUUGCGCUUCCACAAUCCGGGCCAGUCGUGUGCGCCCCCUGAAGACUAUCAUGUCAUCAUUAUUUGUCGGCACCGGAUCACAACACAGCGACCAGUGAGUUCCUUGCUAAAUUUAAAGCGGGACAAGUUG
This is a messenger RNA of Mycena citricolor, 2114 nucleotides long. Lineage: Eukaryota; Fungi; Basidiomycota; Agaricomycetes; Agaricales; Mycenaceae. The record is from the annotation of a GenBank genome assembly.